Molecule: messenger RNA, 1594 nt
Organism: Colias croceus (clouded yellow)
Lineage: Eukaryota; Metazoa; Arthropoda; Insecta; Lepidoptera; Pieridae
Product: phosphate carrier protein, mitochondrial-like
Exons: 9
Coding region: 139-1209 (356 amino acids)
Biological process (GO): mitochondrial phosphate ion transmembrane transport
Cellular component (GO): mitochondrial inner membrane
Molecular function (GO): phosphate transmembrane transporter activity
Source: RefSeq, a predicted model, not a curated record
GCUUGUCAAUAGUUUCCACGUGAUUAUGUAACUUCCGAUAUGGCGCUGUCAGCGUCGUCGUCGUUUCCUUUUGUCACUGUGCUGCAAGCGCGGUGAGGUGUGUGUCCCAUAGUUUCCACAGGAUAUAAGAUAUUAACAAUGUUCUCAUCCUUAAUGGAAACGGCGCGGAAUUCGCCGUUCCGCGGCCCACUCUCACCGGCCAACUGCGAACCAGCCAUCGCCGCACCUAUGGAACAGGGAGGUAUGGCCGCCUCCGUUGCUCAGGGCGACUCGUGCGAGUUCGGAUCGACCAAAUACUUCGCGCUGUGCGGCUUGGGCGGUAUCCUUUCUUGCGGUAUAACCCACACAGCGGUGGUGCCCCUCGAUCUGGUCAAGUGCCGUCUCCAAGUCGACCCCGACAAGUACAAGAAUGUUGUCAACGGGUUCAAAGUGUCCGUACGGGAGGAGGGCAUGCGCGGUUUGGCUAAGGGGUGGGCGCCUACAUUCAUUGGUUACUCGCUGCAGGGUCUCUGCAAAUUCGGUCUUUACGAAGUGUUCAAAGUGGCCUACUCAGGCAUGUUAGACGAAGAGACUGCAUACACAUACAGAACUGGUGUUUACUUGGCCGCGUCUGCGUCUGCCGAGUUCUUUGCUGACAUCGCCCUAUCGCCCUUGGAGGCCGCUAAGGUGCGAAUCCAAACGAUGCCCGGUUUCGCGUCCACAUUACGCGAGGCGUGGCCCAAGAUGGUCCAGAACGAGGGCUACGGUACAUUCUACAAGGGCCUGGUACCCUUAUGGGGCAGGCAGAUCCCGUACACCAUGAUGAAGUUCGCCUGCUUCGAGAAGACCCUCGAACUGUUGUACAAGUACGUGGUGCCCAAGCCCCGCGACCAAUGCAGCAAGGGUGAACAACUGGUGGUGACAUUCGCAGCUGGUUACAUUGCUGGUGUGUUCUGCGCUAUCGUCUCCCACCCAGCGGACACUGUCGUAUCUAAGCUUAACCAGGACAAGACGGCCACAGUUGGCUCGAUCAUUGGCAAACUGGGCAUGGCCGGAGUGUGGAAGGGUCUCGGCCCCAGGAUUGUGAUGAUUGGUACACUGACUGCCCUGCAGUGGUUCAUCUAUGAUGCGGUCAAGGUAUGGCUCAGGAUGCCCAGACCACCACCGGCCGAAAUGCCAGAAUCUAUGCGCAAAAGGCUUGAAGCUGAGGAAGCCGCGAAAUCAAAAUAAACACUUAAAAACACCUUAGGCGAUAUUAAUUUGACCUUUUUAUGUAUGGCGUUCAAAUUCCACUGCCAAUUUUUGUUGGUGACUCAUUUCGUGUUUUCCAUACGGCAGAGUACAGAUGUAUAGUAAUUUUUAAAUGUCACACGCCAUUUUAAUUAUGUCAAAUAGUAAUUGUAGUUAUUGGUAGGAGUCGAGUGUUGAGCCGCACGGUGUGUUGUUCUACUCCACCGCUAUAUAUUAUGUAUUAUUGUGAUCCAUGAGUAUGAAAUCGUGUAAUUUAUUUUUCAUUUAAAUAAAAAAAUAUUUUUAUUUAUUUUUAUUUUUCAUUUUUUGUUUCACCAUUGUUUACCGUGUAACCAAAGUUGAGAGUUAAUAAAUAUUAGAAGUA